AGGCGCAACCAAAGCACCGAUUACCGCGGACGCAGCGUUUACGCGCAGCCGACGAAUAAAGUGGAUUUACUGAACACCUGCAUGGGGAAACUCUGAGGGCUUUAUUCAUUUUUUUCUUUUCUGUAGUCUGCCUCUGCUGGGAACGGAACUAACUGGCAACUGGAAUGGAACUGAAUCUGUCGAAGAAUGGGAUUUCGUGUGGGGACCCAGGUGGGAUGAAUUUGGACAGAAUCGCAGAGGCAGUGAGAGCACCGCCGCCCCGCGACGUGGCCCCCGCGUUUCAUUUACCGAGAACUUCAAACAGCAGUCGAGAAACUUUAGAGAACUCAAGCAGCGAGUCUUCAGACACAGAGUUGGCAGAAAAGGAGAGGAGUGCUGAACACAGGAGCGAUGACGGGAACGCGGACGAUCCCAAGAAGAAGAAGCAGCGGCGGCAGCGAACUCACUUCACCAGCCAGCAGCUGCAGGAGCUGGAAGCCACUUUCCAGAGGAACCGCUACCCGGACAUGAGCACCAGGGAGGAAAUCGCCGUGUGGACCAACCUGACUGAGGCCAGAGUCCGGGUGUGGUUUAAAAACCGCCGGGCCAAGUGGAGGAAGCGGGAGCGGAACCAGCAGAUGGACCUGUGCAAGAACAGCUACCUGCCGCAGUUCAGCGGCCUCAUGCAGCCGUACGACGACAUGUACCCGGCUUACACCUACAACAACUGGACCAACAAGGGUCUCACCCCGGCGCCGCUGUCUACCAAGAACUUCACCUUCUUCAACUCCAUGAGCCCCCUCACCUCGCAGUCCAUGUUCUCGGCGCCCAACUCCAUCUCCUCCAUGACUAUGGCGUCCGGGAUGGGGCACUCCGCCGUGCCGGGUAUGCCCACCCCGGGCCUCAACAACAUCAGCAACCUGAACGGGAUCGGCACGUCCGGCAUCAACUCAGCCAUGUCGUCACCCGCGUGUCCGUACGGGCCUCCCGGCUCUCCGUACAGCGUUUACCGGGACACUUGCAACUCCAGCCUGGCCACCCUCAGACUCAAAUCCAAACAGCAUCCAACUUUUGGAUACAGCGGCCUGCAGAGCCCCGGAUCGAGUCUGAACGCCUGUCAGUACAACAGCUGACGGGCUAAACGAGGGGCCUGAAUUUUCCAGAAAUAAAGAAAUAUAUACGAGAUAAACGGACACGGUGUCAGAGCUUGUAGGCUACCUGCGGAUGGGGGAAAAAACGAAUCAAAGACAACUAAACUGGAUUAGUUGCAGUCAUUUUUCAAAAGAGAAAAAUAUGGAUUAUGCGGGUUUUAUGUGUUUACCAAUGAACUUGCACAGCAAUUGAAAUGUCCAGGUUUUUUUUUUUUUGUUUUUUAAAUGAUGAAGACGUGUUACAUUGCUGCGUUGUACAUAUAUAAAUGUAAAUAUAUACAGGCCUAACAUAUAAAGCAGACGGUGGGACUUUUUUUUUGUUUUUGUUUUCGUUUUUGUGCUUGCUUGCUUGCUUGCUUUUGAAGACUGACUUGGGGAGGGGGG
Scatophagus argus is the source of this 1514-nucleotide messenger RNA. RefSeq names its product paired-like homeodomain 1 (gene pitx1). Gene Ontology annotation, cellular component: nucleus. The record is from RefSeq and is a predicted model, not a curated record. The transcript is spliced from 5 exons. Gene Ontology annotation, molecular function: DNA-binding transcription factor activity, RNA polymerase II-specific; RNA polymerase II cis-regulatory region sequence-specific DNA binding. Bases 165 to 1112 code for a protein of 315 amino acids. Gene Ontology annotation, biological process: anatomical structure morphogenesis; regulation of transcription by RNA polymerase II. Lineage: Eukaryota; Metazoa; Chordata; Actinopteri; Scatophagidae.